Marasmius oreades (fairy-ring Marasmius) is the source of this 306-nucleotide messenger RNA. RefSeq lists its product as uncharacterized. The transcript has a single exon. NCBI's taxonomy places the organism in Eukaryota, Fungi, Basidiomycota, Agaricomycetes, Agaricales, Marasmiaceae. The coding region runs from base 1 to 306 and encodes 101 amino acids. The record is from RefSeq and is a predicted model, not a curated record.
AUGCUACCAUUGGCUCUCUUCAUUCUUCUGUUCAUUUCGACACCAUUAUUCGCGGCUUCUCAGUCCAUUAUCGAUCUCAAUUUCGAUGUGCAACGAUGGAAAGAAACUAUAGAAAAUCAAGUUGAACAAAACGGGAUCAAAGACGAGCACAAAACGGGCUUUGCUAUAAAUGUUGGGCUAGAGACGAUGCCUGAGCUGCAGCAGGUUAUGAAGGACCGACACCAACGUUUCGUCGCAGUCUCAGGCGGUCCAGAGUGGCCUUUUGGAGAUUUUUUGGAGGAUUUGACUUCAAUCCAAGGUACGUGA